Molecule: messenger RNA, 1690 nt
Organism: Jatropha curcas
Lineage: Eukaryota; Viridiplantae; Streptophyta; Magnoliopsida; Malpighiales; Euphorbiaceae
Gene: APG1
Product: S-adenosyl-L-methionine-dependent methyltransferases superfamily protein
Biological process (GO): methylation
Molecular function (GO): 2-methyl-6-phytyl-1,4-benzoquinone methyltransferase activity
Source: RefSeq, a predicted model, not a curated record
CAUUUUGGUUUCUUAGUUAAAUAAACAAAUUAACAUUUAUACACCGAAAAUUAAAGAAAUUUCGAAGCAGAACUUACAAGCAUGGAUUUAUCUUCGGCCGCAAAAGCGGUGGUUGUGGUUGUUGUUUAACAGUCAACAGAACGAAGAUAAAUCUCAGUCUUAAACCCGUGUUAUUAUUAACAAGUAGUUUUGUCUUUUUUUGCUUCAAUUCAUGACACUGAUCAAUCAACCAACCACGGCCUUAUAUCUGUUCUUGCUACACUACAAGCUUGAACAGCCACAUCGUGCUCACUGAUGAGCAAUAAACCACUCAACAUAGCUCGAGUCUGCAAGUGGGUUUUCUUGGGAAUCUUCAAAUUCACUUCCUUUCUUUCUUCGGUUUUCUUUGAUUGAUCAAAUUAUGGCCUCUUCGAUGAUCAACGGAGCAGAAAACCUCACUCUUGCGAGAGGCAUAACCCAAAAAGGAUUAGGUUUUUCGGGAUCAGAUUUUCAUGGGAAGUACUUUCCGAGAGUCAAUUUAGUGUCUAGCGCUAGAAUUUUUAAGGCAACAAGAAUAGUGACACCCAAAUGCAGUUUGUCAGCCUCCAGGCCAGCCUCUCAACCCAGGUUUAUCCAACACAAGAAAGAAGCUUUUUGGUUCUACAGAUUCCUUUCAAUUGUCUAUGACCAUGUGAUAAACCCUGGGCACUGGACUGAAGACAUGAGGGAUGAUGCGUUAGAGCCUGCUGAUCUUAAUAACAGGAAUAUGUUAGUUGUAGAUGUCGGUGGUGGCACUGGUUUUACUACUCUGGGUAUUGUUAAGCAUGUAGAUGCUAAAAAUGUUACUAUUCUUGAUCAGUCCCCGCAUCAGCUUGCAAAGGCUAAGCAAAAGGAGCCCUUGAAAGAUUGUAAGAUUAUUGAGGGUGAUGCAGAGGAUCUGCCAUUUCCUACUGAUUAUGCUGACAGAUAUGUGUCUGCUGGGAGUAUUGAGUACUGGCCUGACCCACAACGUGGCAUCAAGGAAGCAUAUAGGGUCUUGAAACUAGGAGGAAAAGCCUGCUUAAUUGGCCCGGUGUACCCAACAUUUUGGUUGUCUCGCUUCUUUGCUGAUGUUUGGAUGCUCUUCCCAAAGGAGGAGGAGUACAUUGAAUGGUUUCAAAAGGCCGGGUUUAAGGAUGUUCAGCUGAAGAGGAUUGGCCCAAAAUGGUAUCGUGGUGUUCGCCGACAUGGACUGAUCAUGGGAUGUUCAGUAACAGGAGUUAAACCUGCAUCUGGAGAUUCUCCUUUACAGCUUGGUCCAAAAGAAGAGGAUGUAUCAAAGCCGGUGCACCCAUUUGUGUUCCUUCUGCGAUUUGUUUUGGGUGCCUUGGCUGCAACGUACUAUGUGUUGGUCCCAAUUUACAUGUGGCUCAAAGAUCAAAUCGUACCUAAAGGUAGACCAAUCUGAGAGGAUUUUAGAGUUGCUUGAUUUGUGGGCAAUCCUUUUUGUAUUUGAUUUAGACAGUUUCCGCCCACAUUUAAAAUCUGGACAUGCCUUUAAGUGCAACCUUUGCUUUGUCUAACAAAAAGAAGUGGAUUUUAAAGUUCUUAUGAAUAUUUGCUUUGUGGAAUUCACAUUUCUAUAUUCAAAGCUCAGUUGUUGAUGACUGUUUGCAACCAAGGUUUGCUACUCUGGAUAGAAUAAGAGUUUCAUGUUCUUGGUUUGGGUGCA